AUGGACGCAUCCACGUCCACGUCCCGCCUCAGAACAUCCCACUUUGGCACUUACACACCGUCCGGGCCGCUAAGUGCAGGCGCUGCAGGGGGUCAGGUGGGGUCGAGAUUCACGGCGUUUUGCAGCGGGAAGCGCGAGCUGCGCCCACCACGAGUCCCUCGACCACUUAACACCGUGACACCGACACCGGCUCUCCAAGUUUCGGUCGCAUAUUGCGUGGUCUACCUCUGUACGGCAACAUGGGAAAUGCGGAGAGGAUUGCCGUCCGGCGCUGCUAGUGGUCUGCCGACGCCGCGACAUGCAUCCCACGACAAGGGCGAUCCCAAGACACGCCGUGAUUCUCGUCUUAUUAUCGUUCCCUAA
This is a messenger RNA of Colletotrichum abscissum, 363 nucleotides long. RefSeq lists its product as uncharacterized. The transcript has a single exon. The record is from RefSeq and is a predicted model, not a curated record. The coding region runs from base 1 to 363 and encodes 120 amino acids. NCBI's taxonomy places the organism in Eukaryota, Fungi, Ascomycota, Sordariomycetes, Glomerellales, Glomerellaceae.